AUGGCUACGGCGGGAGUAGUCGAGAUCGCUCGCUCAGAUUUGAUACCGUCAGAACUUUCCGAGAAUGCAACCAUUAGUCAGGUUCAGCACCUUGCUUCAUACAACUGGAUCGAGGCGCCCAUCCCGACGAUUGCAAUACCGGGAAGUCCUGCGCAGUGGUUAGAAGUGAGCUCACCAAAGAGAUUGCAAAAAGAUAGCGGUCUUGUGUAUAUCGCACAGAAUUCCGCUCGCCACCCAGAGAGCCCCCUUGAGCCGCUUUUCCGGGCUUUGCAAAUCGAGAGACCCGACUUUGAUUCCAGUGAGGUCGACAUCAUCAGUGACCGGAACAAUUUCCGAAAGCUUUUGUCAUUUGUGGAUCCUAAAACUAGCAGGAACGGGCUGGAAAAUUUUACCAUCAAAGCUGAGAUCAUUGGUAGUGCUGUACUAUUGUGUCGAGAUGAGGCAGUGGUCCAGGAAACGAUCGGCCCAGAUGAAUUUAGAGGCUAUGGCCAUGAGUUCGAAAAGUCAUACACAACAAACCCGAUCGUUGAAAGCACCGGACACCACAGAAUCAUUGGAUAUCAGUUUGGAAAUCUGAGCUGGAUAAUUCGUCACGAAACAGAUGGUUUCGUGCAAGAUCUUCACGCGUCCGAAGGCUCAGCACAAAACGCAGAUAUACUGAGUUUGAUGAAAAAUUUGGCAAUCUCACCUUCCAACACGCCAGUGAAAGCUUUCCCAGGAUCUAAACUCACUCUCAAGCUUUGCGGACAAGCGGUACCACUGGGAUCAACCCUGGAGAUCAAGACUCGUGUCGCCCAUAAACAAAUUUCGAUCGAUGAAGUAGCCCCGCAGUUGUGGCUGUCGCAAACUCCGUACCUUGUCCGAGCAUAUCACAACAAGGGCACUUUUCAAGUACCUGAGGUCAAGGAUGUCCGAGCGGAAAUCCGGGCAUGGGAAAGAAACCACCAAACCCAGCUGAAAAUGUUAGCAGGACUAACGGUUAAAAUCAUCGAGAUGGUCAAAAAGUUCAAGCAAGCGACGAUCCAGUACCGUACUGACACCAACACUUUGACCAUCAGGUCUGAGAUGCAUGCAACCAUGCUCCCGAAAGAUUUGUAUCUUGUCUGGGAUGAACAUAUUCCAUUCCGAAUUUCCGUCAAGGCCGAUAAGGAGGCCCCCGAGAAGAUACCAGUCGUCAACUUCGAAAAAAAGCUGGCCGACACAACAAUCCGGAUUGGAGAUAAGUCAUACGAGAUACCGCUGGGCAAGUUUCCAGUCCUGCAAUCAUUCGUCGUCGCUGAGAGGCAGAAAUCUGUGACAACGGUGAUCACACAUCAGCAAAUUCCACUUUUCGACAUUGCGCUGGAGGGUGUCACGUCUGGGUUUCGACAGUGUAUCCGUAGACUCGGGAGUGAUCUGAAUUCCUACCAACAACUCUGUGUCACCUACGACAAUCUUGGCGUUGAUGUUCUCGAAGGCCAAUCACUGGGCAACAUCUUCUCGAAUAUUAAAGCUGUUAAUCAGAACCCUGCCGACGAAACGAAACGAAACAAAAGACUUGCAAGAGAUUCAGUGUUCAGGCUAAUCUAUUACUUGUUAAAAGCAGAAUCUUUCAGCAAAGGCAUCGAGAGCAACAAGAUCUAUAAUGCCGUGAUAUUUGUCGUUUCCCAUCCGCGGACCUUCCGGCACAAAGCUCGGUGCAUCGCCCGUGUCGCAUACGACUUUCGAAUGUGCCCAUCGGCGAAACAAAGCGCGACCCUGAACAAGUGGGACAAGAAUGAAGAUCCAGAUGAUGUCGACUGUACAACCGAUUCGGACAUCUCAGACUUCUACUAUUACGACUCAAGUGAUAGCUGA
Messenger RNA from Dissoconium aciculare CBS 342.82, 1836 nucleotides. RefSeq lists its product as uncharacterized. Lineage: Eukaryota; Fungi; Ascomycota; Dothideomycetes; Mycosphaerellales; Dissoconiaceae. The coding region runs from base 1 to 1836 and encodes 611 amino acids. The record is from RefSeq and is a predicted model, not a curated record. The transcript has 2 exons.